Messenger RNA from Gastrolobium bilobum, 984 nucleotides. RefSeq lists its product as uncharacterized. The record is from RefSeq and is a predicted model, not a curated record. Bases 1 to 984 code for a protein of 327 amino acids. The transcript has a single exon. NCBI's taxonomy places the organism in Eukaryota, Viridiplantae, Streptophyta, Magnoliopsida, Fabales, Fabaceae.
AUGGCAGAAUCAAACCAAAUUUCAGAUCCCUAUUAUCUUCACCCAAACGAAUCUCCAUCUUUGAUCCUAGUUACUCCAUCGAUGAAUGGAAGGAAUUAUCACUCUUGUUCACGUGCAAUAAAGGUGGCUCUGAUUUUGAAGAACAAGCUUGGCUUUGUGAAUGGUACUAUAACUACUCCAUCAGAAGAUAAUGUGAAGUAUGUAGCAUGGGAGGGAUGCAACAUGAUGGUGCUGUCUUGGGUGCAUCGUUCAAUAGAUAAUUCAAUUAUCCAGUCUAUAAUCUGGAUCGGCAAAGCAAAUGAAGUUUGGAAUGAUUUGAAGGAUCGGUUCUCACAAUCCGAUAUGUUUCGGAUCUCAGAUCUCCAAGAAAACCUGUAUCAAAUGAAUCAAGGUAACAAAACUGUAUCAGAAUAUUUUACAAGCCUGAAAACUCUAUGGGACGAACUGAGCAACCUUAGGCCACUUCCAACGUGCACAUGUGGAAGUUCAACCAAGAUUCGUGAAUACAGAGAAGGAGAUCAAGUCAUAAGGAAUCUGAGAGGUCUUAAUGAGCAAUUUGCUCAUGUUAGGUCUCAAAUCAUGUUAAUGACUCCUCUUCCAACCAUCAACAAGGCGUUCUCUCUAGUUAUGCAACAGGAAAGACAACUUCAAUUAGAUGUUCAUGGUGGAAAUGCAUCUGAGACAAAAAAAUUUGCAAGUUCCACAGAGAAUUUUCGUGGUCGUGGCUCUUCAUACAGAGGAAGAGGAAGGUUCAAUGGAGGAAGAGGACAAAUCUCAGGAUCUAAGUUUUGCACUCACUGUAAGAAAACCAAUCACACUAUUGAAUCGUGUUAUUUCAAACACGGUUUUCCACAAGGAUAUAGAUCCAAAACUUUCCAGAAUUCUAGUAAUGUAAUUCACACAGUAGAACUGGAACAUAAGUCAUCAGAUAGUCGACAGGAACAGUUUGGAGCAGCAAGUGUCAAUUCCAAAAGCAAAGUAUGA